Molecule: messenger RNA, 1236 nt
Organism: Peniophora sp. CBMAI 1063
Lineage: Eukaryota; Fungi; Basidiomycota; Agaricomycetes; Russulales; Peniophoraceae
Source: the annotation of a GenBank genome assembly
AUGUCAGCACCAAACUCGACGCUAUCGGACUCGGAUAUCGAGACUCUAAACAGUAUCGGGCAUGAUACUGUGGAGAACAUCGUUGCGCUCGUUGUGGAGUCCGUCUUGUACACUAUAUACUUUGUCCUUGUCGUCUUCGCUGGACGUAUUCUCCUCAACUCUAAAAGCCGCACGAAGAUCUCCAUCGGCAUCUUUGGUGUCGUUCUCACUAUGCUAUUACUCGACACGGCUAUGUGUAUAAUCGAUGUGAACAACGCCAUCCGGGAGAUAACCUUCACACUCUACGCUACGGCGUCCGGGACUUUAGCUGACCGGUAUAAUAACCUCGUUUUGCCUUGGCCAGUUGAGAACGCUCUGUAUGCCUUUAUGUCAAAUCUAGGAGAUGUCGUUAUCAUCUGGCGUACAUGGGCAUUCUAUAGGGAUCCGCGCGAACGCUGGGUCCUUCUUCUUCCUAUCAGCCUCCUAGUGGGAUCCUUCACGACCUCGUGUCUCAUCGCGUACUGCGUGGCAAAGCUUGACGCGGACCCCGAACUCGGCGACUUCGUGAAUCCUCCGUUCUGCGUCAAUAUGCAGAUCGCAUCCUACUCUAUGGCACUGGCUACCACGGCGGUGGCAACGGCCAUGAUCUGUUGGAAGACUUGGAUCUACCGUCGCACCAUUGGAACCACCAUACGAUCCAACAACAGAAAGACGCGCGUUGAGAAGAUCAUGACUAUCCUGAUCGAAUCUGGAGUGAUCUACUUCUUCUUUUUCUUAUCGGCCGUCGUAGACGAUGCAGGAAACGUCCCCAACCUCGAAGAAUCCACGCUUCAAUUGCAGUUCGCGAGUACUGUUUGGACGUACAUGACGAGUCAUAUUCUCGGCAUCUAUCCUGUGAUCGUCGUCAUACUGGUCCACUCGCAGCGCUCCUACAUCGAAAGCGUGACGACGACGACCGCAGCCUCCUCCACGCUCCCGUCGCGCUACUCGCACUCGCACUCCGGAUCUCAUUCAACUCCAGCACAUAAACCAUGGAUAGGCACGAGCACUGUCAGCAGCACAGGCUCGCAUGCCAAACCAGCUCCCUUUGUACCAGGGCGAGAUCAUUUUCUUGACAUUGACGUGCACGAGCUUCGGCAGGUCCAUGCUGACCCUUCGAUCGAUGAUGUAAAUGGACAGACAAGCGGCGCAGGCGAAGAGUCAGAGCUUCAAUCGGUCAAACUACCUGAGAAAGUAGGAGACCCUGUAGCCGUUUGA